This is a messenger RNA of Dioscorea cayenensis subsp. rotundata (Guinea yam), 3240 nucleotides long. RefSeq lists its product as uncharacterized. Gene Ontology annotation, molecular function: ADP binding; protein binding. The record is from RefSeq and is a predicted model, not a curated record. The transcript is spliced from 7 exons. Bases 1 to 3240 code for a protein of 1079 amino acids. Lineage: Eukaryota; Viridiplantae; Streptophyta; Magnoliopsida; Dioscoreales; Dioscoreaceae.
AUGGCUUGUCUCUCAUUGUUUGUUUUCCUUGCUAGCCUUGUUUUCUCAGCAUUCCCUCCAUGUUAUGUCCAUGGUAUAAUUAGCUGCAUUGAAACUGAAAAGAUAGCCCUUCUCAGUCAAAGCGGGGCAUUAAUCAUAGCCACGACCAAAGCUUGUUCUCUUCUUGGGUGGCCAUGGUAUUGCAAAUGGCAAGGCGUGAGCUGCAACCAUGAAUCCCGGCAUGUCAUCAAGCUUGAUCUCCGACAGCACCCUCCUAAUUAUAUUUCUGAUUAUCAUGGCAUGCCACCAAGUAAGUUGAACUCUUCUCUCAUUCAGCUUCAUCAUUUAAAGCACUUGGAUUUGAGCAUGAACAACUUCAAUGACUCCCCCAUCCCAGACUUCAUUGGCUCUUUCGCCAAACUUGAAUACCUGAAUCUCUCCAAUGCCGGAUUCAGUGGUGCCAUUCCUCAUACCUUUGGAAACCUAUCCUGCUUGCGCUAUCUUGAUCUUAGCUCCAAUUAUGAUCUACAAACUAAUGACCUCCACUGGCUCUCUGGAAUGACUUCUUUGUAUUACCUUGACUUGAGUGGAGGGAACCUUUCCAAAGUGCAUGGUUGGCUUCAUGACAUUAACAGUGGUGGCAUUUAUGCUACUACCGAUCUGCCUCAUUAUCUCAACUUCACAUCUCUUCGUGUGCUUGAUCUCUCUCACAAUAAUGGCCUGAACAUCACUCUGCCUCAAUGGUUGUUCAAUCUCACUAGCCUUGUCUAUCUUGAUCUUUUUCAUUGUGCUCUGUAUGGCAAGUUACUGGUCACAAUUGGUAACUUGAGACGCUUGAGAGUCUUGAACUUGUCUGGUAAUCAUUUUGAUGGAGUGAUUCCAGAGUCCUUGGGAAAUCUUGGUAGCUUGGAGAGACUUGAUUUGUCAGAUAAUGAACUCAAUGGAAGCAUUCCAGAAUCUCUGAGCAAUCUUACAAAUUUAGUGUACUUUGAUUUGUCUAAUAAUAAGUUUGGAAAGUUGCCAGAGAGCAUCGGGAGGCUGCAGAAGUUGGUGGAGUUUCAUUUGUCCAAUAACCAAAUUCAGGGAUUGAUGCCUGCAAGCAUUGGGGACCUGAGAAACCUGCAAUAUUUGGAUUUAUCACAGAAUAUGAUCAGUGGAGCCAUUCCUGAAUCCUUUGGCAAUCUCACACUUUUGCAGCAUUUUGAUGGGGCUGUUAACAAUCUCAGAGCCAUUCCUGAAUCCUUUGGGAAUCUUGUUCAUCUUCAGAUUCUGCGAUUGUUUCAAAAUAUGAUUGCAGGGGAACUACCAGGGAGCAUGGGAAAACUCACAAGCUUGACAGUGCUUGAUCUAUCAAUGAACAACAUUAGUGGAAUAUUGCCAAAAUCCAUGGGGAACUUAUGCAAGUUACAGGAGUUAGAUUUAAGUAGCAAUUUAAUCAAAGGAACAAUUGAUGAUCUUGUGAAUUGCUUGUCUAAUUGCCCUGAGAACUACAUAAGAAAUAGUUCUUCUGUUUCAGAGGACACGGAUGGUAUUUGGUACUUAAAUUUGGCGAACAACAGAUUUAAUGGAAGGGUCCCAGAGAGCAUAGGUAGAAUAAGCUCUGUGUUUCCUGCUUGGCUUAAAACUCAAAGCAGUGGAGUAUCUUUUGUCUAUCAGGAGGCCGAAAUUUCAGCAAUGUCCCAACAUGGUUUUGGAAUUUAUCAUCCAAUGGUUUGGUUUGUGUUUAUAUUUGAUGAAUUGAUCAGUAGACACAAGGUUCAUGUGGAUGUUCAAGGGAUAAAAACUAAGUUGCAGGAGCUCUCUAGAAGUAGAGAAGUAUAUGGCAUUUCUAAUAUAGGUGAAACAAUUGGCACAACUAGUCAGUCUAGAAAUCAAAAUGUGAUCCCUAUAUUGCCCCAACUGAGUGAUGACAUUGAUAUGGUUGGCUUUGAUGAUGAGAAGAAAAACAUUCUGCAAGAGUUGGUGGACAUAAACAAUACAAAUCGGUCAGUGAUCUCUAUAGUGGGUAUAGGUGGUCUGGGAAAGACCACACUUGCUAAAACUGUUUAUAAUGAUCACCAAGUCAGGAGAAGUUUUGAUAUAUUUGCAUGGGCAAUCAUAUCUCAACAAUAUACCAUCCUUGAGAUUUUGAAGGGAAUCUUGUCAGAAAAGUCAGAAACUUCACCAGAAGAUACAAUCCAGACCCUCUCAGUAAAAGUUAUUGAAAAAUUAAAGAAAGGCAAGUACUUAGUUGUUCUUGAUGAUGUUUGGAAAGCAGAUGUAUGGAAUGAAUUAAUAAAAGUCUUUCCAGAUGAUAAUAAUGGAAGCAGAGUUAUUAUCACCACUCGCUUUGCAAAUGUUGCUAAGAUUGCAAAUCCUACAUUCAAAGUACAUGAAUUGCGCUGCUUAGAUGAAAAGGAGAGUCAGGAGUUAAUCCUUCGCAAGGUAUUCCCAAGACAAGAUAUCGAAACAUGUUGCCCGAUAAAUUUGGUUGAGUAUGCUCAUCAACUUGUUGAGAGGUGCGGGGGUCUACCACUAGCAGUAGUAGUUCUUGGAGGACUUGUGUCAACCAAACCACAAACCAAAGAUGCAUGGAAGAAAGUUAUCGAGAACAUGAAAGGGCUAUUUGUGGAAGGUGGAGAAAAGUGUUUAGAAAUACUUUCAUUGAGUUAUAGUGAUUUGCCAUAUUACUUGAAAUUGUGUUUUCUGUACUUUGGUUGCUUCAAAGAGGACGAGGAAAUUCCUACAAAAACAAUAAUUAGAUUGUGGUCAUGCAGGAGAUUUUCUUACCAUGGCAUGUCGGUGUUGGUUUCUCAUCUACAGGCUAAUCCACCAAAUAUGGGAAAUAAUGUACCAAAAAAUUGGGUCGCUCUGCCUCCUUAUCUAUACAAGGAACCUUUGAAGAUGAAAAUUCCUUCGGACAACAUCAUUACAAUCUUUUCUCCAAUCAACACUGCCUCAAGAAAUUGUAUUCAGGAAUUUCAAGACCCAAUGGCAACACUAGAGAAGCUGCCAUGUCUCAAAUAUCUAAAACUCUGUAAGUCAUAUAGAGGCAAACAGAUGAUAUGUUCGGCAAACAAGUUUCAACUGUUGUCCUUGGAAAUUGAGUAUCUUAAGAAACCUGAGGAGUGGAAGAUGAGGAGAAGGCAAUGUCAUGUCUCAAGUCUUUUGCAGAUCGACAGAUGUUAUAGCUUGAAGAUGAUUCCAAAAGGACUGAAGAAUGUGCCACUUGAUCAAUUGAAAUUGGGCGGAAUGUCCCGAUAUGAAUUAAGAAAUAGAUGA